This is a messenger RNA of Punica granatum (pomegranate), 2809 nucleotides long. Lineage: Eukaryota; Viridiplantae; Streptophyta; Magnoliopsida; Myrtales; Lythraceae. The record is from RefSeq and is a predicted model, not a curated record.
UCCCUAACCCGACCCGACCCGAUGGCUCUCAUCUCUCCGCUCCGUCAUUUCGCCCUCGACAAGACCCAUCCCCGACCGGCGCGGCGAUCUUUGCUGCUCCCUGGAGCCCUUCCUGCUCCUACCCCACAGCCUUCUCCUCCCUCGCGCUUCACCGCGAACGCCUACCAGCAACUGUUCCUUCCCGCUCCACCGCUACCAGCUGCUGUUGCAGCCUCCUGCUCGACUGCGACCAGCUGCUGCUCCAGCCUCCGACUCCACCGCGACCAGCUGCUGCUCCAGCCUCCCACUCCACCGCGACCAGCUCCAGCUGCUGCUCCUGAGAUAAUCAGGAAAUUGCACCCGAUUUUCUGAAUUUCGCGGAAGACCCUAAACUGGGAAUAUACUCAAUUCCGCCAUUUCUUGCGGGCCAAAACCCCUUCGACCCUAAAACCCCUAAAUCGCCACUCUUCUCUCUCUCAUUCUCUCUCUCUCUCUGCUGUCUGUCUCUAAUCCCCCAUUUCGUGCUCCACCGAGUAACUGAAGAAGCAUGUUGCUCCCGCCGGUGGGGUGCACCUACAUCACCGACGACUUCGUCCGGGAAUGGAAGAAUACUAGCGCCAACCCUAGCCUGAAGCCCCCCCGACACCGUCCACGUCCCCGUCCCGUCACUUCGGUUCCUGUAUGAGCUCUGCUGGAACAUGGUGACCCUGUAAAAGCCUGCAAAAUCUUGCCUACACUGUAAUCAUCAAAUGCGUAUCCCGUGAUCUUUCGUUCCCAGUCUCGCCUGAUUUCCUGGAGAAACGGAACUCCUGUGCUGCCCCUGCUCGACCCCCUUCACAGAUAAGUUUUGUUCUGCCCCCAUUGAUUUGAUGGCAUCUUGGGCUUAUGGGAUUUCUUGAAGUUUGGAUUUUGGUGCCAUUUUCGUCGAUUUUCUGCCGAUCUCGGAACUGGGUCGUUGUUGUUGUUUGAGAUUGUCUCCUUAAUCUCUUCGAAUUCGAGCAUACUGCUGAAAUUUUGAGGUUAUGCUCGGGUGGGGUCUGAUUGACUGGUGUGGGUAGGAAAAAGGGUUUAGGAUAAUUUAGGGUUUUGGGAGGCGGAAGAACAGUAUGGGGCUUGUUUGAGUGGAUUUUGCUGUUCGACAAAUGGAAGGGAAUAUGCCGCAGGGAGGUAUGAUUCCGGGUGGCCCAUCCUAUGGGGGGCUCGAUUUGCAGAGGUCGAUGCAAAUCCACCAUCAAGGGCCGCCUCCGCACGCCCUGCACCACUCUCAUUCUCGACAGACUCCGUACGAGGGCUUCCCUCUCACGAUGGGCACCCUGCAAAGCUGUGACCAGACGAUUUCCGUGGGGGAUUUCGGUAAGGGGGAUCGGUGCAAGAACUCUGCGAGCGAUGAAGACGAUCGAAGCCUAACGGAAGAUGGAGCGGGUAACCCCAACGAUGCGAACAUAGCAAAGAAAGGGUCUCCGUGGCAGAGGGUGAAGUGGACUGAUAAGAUGGUGACUCUCUUGAUCACUGCCGUUUCUUAUAUAGGUGAGGACUUAGCUUCGGAUUGUGGUAGCGGGGGAAGAAGAAAGUUUGCGGUUUUGCAGAAGAAGGGUAAGUGGAAAUCGGUCUCAAAAGUGCUAGCAGAGAGAGGCUAUCUUGUUUCACCUCAACAGUGUGAAGAUAAGUUCAAUGAUCUCAAUAAGAGGUACAAGAAGCUUAAUGAUAUGCUGGGUCGUGGAACUUCAUGUCAGGUUGUGGAGAACCCUGCUCUAUUAGAUGUGAUUGAUUUUCUUACGGAGAAGGAGAAGGAUGAUGUUAGGAAGAUCUUGAGCUCGAAGCAUCUGUUCUAUGAAGAGAUGUGCUCUUACCACAAUGGGAAUCGUCUACAUCUUCCUCACGACCCAGAGCUUCAGCGGUCCCUGCAGCAGGCUUUGAGGAGCAGAGACGAUCAUGAGAGUAAUGAUUCGAGGAGAAACCACCAUGAUGACUUAGAUGAGGACGAGCCGGAUUUGGACAAUGAUGAUCAUGAUGAUUACGAGGAGAACUACCCGAUGUAUGGUCACCCCACAAGGGCCCAUGGCCAUGGUCCAGCAAAGAGGAUGAAGCAGGGCCUUGCCCAUGAAGAUGUAACUCAUGGUGCCUCUCUUAACAAUCCCCAUGAGUGCAACAAGGGGUCACAUUCCCUCAUGCAGCCUGAUAUGAAUCAGGGGAUCUCAGAUUGUGCAAGGGCAACCUGGUUACAGAAGCCAAGGAUGGAAUCUAGGUCGAUUCAGUUGGAAGAGCAGAAGCUACAGAUUCAGGUGGAGAUGUUGGAGCUGGAGAAGCAGAGAUUCAAGUGGGAGAGAUUCUGCAGAAAAAAGGAUCGCGAGCUGGAGAAGAUGAGGGUGGAGAACGAGAAGAUGAAGCUCGAAAAUGAGCGGUUGGCAUUGGAGUUGAAGAGGAAGGAGAUGGGCAUGGACUACGACUAGUAGUUCUAGCUGUCUAUUGAGUUGCAUCUAAAUAGAUGGAAGUUUUCCAUAUUGAGAUGUGGAUUUAUUGAAAAACUUAAGUUGGAUGGAGGAACUAUCUGGAAGUAAUAUGCUGUUAUUUAAAGAUAUCCGGCAUCAGAAAAUGGUAAGGUGUUUUCAGCAUGAAAAUCAUUAGCUGUUUUCUCUUUCAGGUUAUAGCAGCAGCUUAGGUUGUAGUGAAUAUUAAUGUUAGAUUUUCCUUUUUUCUUCUUUUUCACUCUUUUAUGUUUUAUCUGCUGAAUGAACUGGUUGUUUAGCUCUAGGUGGAAAUGAUAUGGCAUGUUACUUUACUGCUAUUCGAUAUGCUAGCAGGUGAGUAUCCUUUUCAUUAUCGUGUUUAA